Molecule: messenger RNA, 1861 nt
Organism: Phragmites australis (common reed)
Lineage: Eukaryota; Viridiplantae; Streptophyta; Magnoliopsida; Poales; Poaceae
Product: pentatricopeptide repeat-containing protein At1g20300, mitochondrial-like
Exons: 1
Coding region: 63-1664 (533 amino acids)
Molecular function (GO): protein binding
Source: RefSeq, a predicted model, not a curated record
CCCAAAAACCCUACUCCCACCUCUCCGGCAACCGCAACCCAGCUCAUCCCGCCUGCCACGCCAUGGCUCUCCUCCUCAAGCCCAGGCACCACCACUCCGCCACCGGACGCUUCCUCUUCCUGCGCCGCCUGGGCGACGGCGCACCGACCCCACCGACCCCGACGGACACCUCGCAUCCGCCCCUGACCCCUGCCGAGACCAAGCUCCUGGACGCCCUACACGCGGCGCUCCUCGACCACCGCCGCGCGCACCCGGCCGCCCAGCUCCCGGCCUCCCCGCCGUUCGACCCGCUCCCGUCCCUCUCCGCGGCUAUCUCCGGCCUGCUCCCUUCCCCGCCUUCCCCCCACCUCCCGCUCCACCUCCUCCGCCGCCUACUCGCCCUCCGCCGCGGCGUCCCGCUCCUUGAGGCCGUCGCUUUUUUCCACCACCUCGUCCCCUCCCUUCCCGCCGACGCCCUCCCCAAUCUCUACGCCACUAUGAUAGACCUGCUCGCCAAGCACAACCAUUUCCCGCUCGCGCGCCACCUGCUCGACGAAAUGCGGGAGCAAGCCGUCCCCAUCUCAUUGCAGCUCCUCCUCGCCCUGAUCCGCCGGUACGUCCGGGCGGAGAUGUCAUCGGAGGCUGCCGAGCUGUUCCGCCGCAUGGAGGAGUAUGGCGCCGGGGCUCCGGAGCCCGCCACACUGACUUUCCUCCUCAGCGCUCUCUCCAAGAAGCGCCUUGCCAAUGAGGCGCAGGCGCUGUUCGAUAGCUACAAGUCUGUCUUUGCACCGGAUGUUGUGCUCUACACAAACGUGGUUCACGCGUGGUGCCGUGCAGGGCAGCUCGAUGAGGCCGAGCGUGUGUUCGCCGAGAUGCAACAAUCAGGGAUCACGCCGAAUGUGUAUACCUACACAGCUGUGAUUGAUGCAAUGUAUCGUGCAGGGCAGGUUCCCCGUGCGCAGGAGCUCCUGUGCCAGAUGAUUGAUUCUGGGAGCCCACCAAAUACGGCAACGUUCAAUGCCAUCAUGCGGGCGCAUGUCAAGGCCGGCCGUUCUGAGCAGGUGCUGCAGGUGCACAACCAGAUGCGGCAGCUUGGGUGCGAACCAGACAUUAUCACAUACAAUUUCUUGAUUGAAACUCACUGUGGGAAGGGGCAGGGCAACCUUGAUGCAGCAUUGAAAGUGCUUGCAAAAAUGACUGCAAAAGGGUGUGUUCCUGACUGUCACACGUUCAAUCCCAUCUUCAAGCUUGUACUUGUGCUCGGCAAUGUAAAUGCUGCACGGAAGUUGUAUGAACAGAUGAGGGAGCUGCAAUGUAAGCCGAAUGUCGUGACAUAUAAUUUGCUUCUAAAGCUGUUCAAUAAGGAGAAGUCAAUGGACAUGGUUCUGAGGAUGAAGAAGGACAUGGAUGUGGAAGGAGUGGAGCCCAACAUGCAUACCUAUGCAGCUCUGAUUGAGGCAUUCUGUGGGAGGGGGAACUGGAGGCGUGCCCACACAACACUGAAGGAAAUGGUUGAGGAGAAGUCCUUCAAACCCUCAAAGCAGGUUUAUGAUAUGGUAUUGGCCCUUUUGAGGAAGGCUGGACAGCUCAAGAAGCAUGAAGAGCUUGUUGAACUGAUGGCUGACCGGGGUUUCAUUAGCCGCCCAGCAAAUGAUGUGUUGUGGAACACACUAUCUGCUUGCUGAUCUUCAUGUGCUAGAUUUUUCUUGGAGUGUAAUCUCAUAUAAAAGGUAACCUUUUUUAUGUGUUGUACCCUAAUAAUGCUUCCUGAGUAAAAUUGAUUGGGUGAGAGGUAAUUGGGGUCAAAAUUUCAGAAGUAAAUUUGAGUUUUUGGGCACUAACUUUGUUGUUCCGCUAAUUGGUUACAGUCUUUAUGAAACUA